Molecule: messenger RNA, 1225 nt
Organism: Exaiptasia diaphana
Lineage: Eukaryota; Metazoa; Cnidaria; Anthozoa; Actiniaria; Aiptasiidae
Product: glucosamine-6-phosphate isomerase 2
Exons: 5
Coding region: 68-934 (288 amino acids)
Biological process (GO): carbohydrate metabolic process; N-acetylglucosamine catabolic process; D-glucosamine catabolic process
Cellular component (GO): cytoplasm
Molecular function (GO): identical protein binding; glucosamine-6-phosphate deaminase activity
Source: RefSeq, a predicted model, not a curated record
CGAGUACCCGGUGCCUGGGACAGUGUAGAAAUUUGAGUUUGUUGGUCGUUUCAGUUUUCUGUUAGACAUGCGUUUGGUAAUUCUAGACACAGCCACUGAUGUAUCAGAGUGGGCUGCCAAGUUUGUUAGAAAUAGAAUUCUACAGAAGAAACCAGGACCUGGGAAUUACUUUGUUCUUGGGCUUCCAACAGGUGGGACCCCAAUGGGAAUGUACAAGAAGCUGGUAGAGUUUCACAAGAAGGGUGAACUGUCUUUCAAGUAYGUGAUAACCUUCAAUAUGGAUGAGUAUGUAGGCCUGCCAAGGGAUCAUCCAGAAAGCUAUCACUCUUACAUGUGGGAAAACUUUUUCAAGCAUAUUGAUAUUGACCCAGAACAUGCCAAUGUACUGGAUGGKAAUGCUAAAGACCUUACCAAGGAGUGUGAUGAAUUUGAAAGGAAGAUAAAGGAUGCUGGGGGAGUUGAUUUGUUUGUAGGAGGUAUUGGUCCUGAUGGUCACAUUGCAUUCAAUGAACCUGGAUCAUCUCUCAAGUCUCGAACUCGYGUUAAAAGUCUUGCCAAAGAAACAAUAGUAGCAAAUGCACGRUUCUUUGACAAUGACAUCAACAAAGUUCCCAAGAUGGCUCUCACUGUUGGUGUUGAYACAGUCAUGGAUGCRCAUGAGGUGAUGAUCCUUAUCACRGGUGUGGCCAAAGCAUAUGCAUUACGUCAUAGCAUAGAGGAAGGUGUCAAUCACAUGUUUACAGUAUCUGCCUUUCAGCUUCACCCUAGAACUAUCUUUGUGACGGACGAAGAUGCCACUAUGGAACUGAAGGUACGAACUGUUAAAUACUUCAAAGGUCUAAUGGACGUCCAUAAUAAACUAGUGGAGCAACCAGAAGACCCYACWGCACCCCCCUCAGCAAAGCGUUUGAAGUCACCUGUAAAUGGGAAGUGAGCCUUUUGUGUGAUAGUAACAUUGGUUGKGGGAACAAUGGCAUAUCUUAAACAAUUCAGGAUGAGGGGUUAUGAAAGGAUUUGGGGGGAGGGGAGGGGGUAGAAGUUUGCUUGGACAUUCCAAUAUGGCAUAUCUCUCAUCCAAAUGGACUGUUAUCUGUGCCUAAAAUAAAUAAAUUUUGUAUUUGUAAUUCUAAAACUGUACUGAGUUGAAUACUUGUGUUAUAUUGAACUUUUGUGUAAUACUUUAAAAAAACUCAUUGUAAUAAUACAAUAUUAUUGUGUGAAUCAA